Messenger RNA from Aspergillus campestris IBT 28561, 1235 nucleotides. RefSeq lists its product as uncharacterized. The transcript has 2 exons. The record is from RefSeq and is a predicted model, not a curated record. Gene Ontology annotation, cellular component: SNARE complex; endoplasmic reticulum. The coding region runs from base 73 to 1143 and encodes 356 amino acids. Lineage: Eukaryota; Fungi; Ascomycota; Eurotiomycetes; Eurotiales; Aspergillaceae. Gene Ontology annotation, molecular function: SNAP receptor activity. Gene Ontology annotation, biological process: retrograde vesicle-mediated transport, Golgi to endoplasmic reticulum.
CUCUCUCUUCCCCUCUUACGUCCCUCCCAUGAUACCCUCACGACACCAGCAUACUCUAGGAGGAUCGCCAAAAUGACACUCACCACAUAUCCCGUCUCCGCCGCAGAUUCGCCCGAUCUGACGGCGCUCUCCUUAUCGCGCCUCGUGCACCGCCUCGAGCUCAAUCUCUUGGUCCCAAGCGCGGAUCUCUCUCCGCUACGCCAGUCGGAGUAUCAGCGCAUGCGAGUUGGUGCUAACAUAGCAUUCGCGCAAUCAACCCUCACCUCACUCGAACGCGCCCUCCCAACGAUAAAAGCCCCCGACCACCGCAACGACCUCCAGACAGACCUCCUGCUCUACCGCCAGACGCUCAAGAAACUGCAAGCUGUCCUCGACGAGAUCACCACCGAGGCGGAGACCCUCCGGUCUGCUCGUCGCGGUGCUGCGGGCCAGGAUGAAGGAGACGAUGAGUCGGAGUCUGAGUCGCUGGAUGGUGAGGAUCUUUUGACGCCUGAUGAGGGGAGUAGUACUUCUGGGGAUGGGGGGCGGGGAGGGUUAGAUGAGGAGGGUGGUGUUUCUUCAGUUACUGCUACUACUACAACAUCGGCCGUACCAACAGCUACUACACAACCACCGCAAGCAACGACAACAACACAGCCAACCAAACAAGAACAGCCAGAACCAGCCCUCCCAACCCUCCGAAACAGAUCCCACCUCCCCCCAUCAUCAUCAACAACAGCCCCCACAACCCCCACAGCAACAACAACAGGAGCCAGAACAGGGACAGACCUCUUCCCCCUCCCACACGCCCAAACCGACCCAACCCCCUCAUCAACCUCCCAAACCGAAUCCCAACUCACAACAGACCGCACCACCCAAGAAGACCUCACCACCUCCCUCCUCUCCCUCGCCAGCCAACUCAAAUCCUCCUCCCACGCCUUCCACGCCUCCCUCGAGUCCGAGAAAUCCGUCCUCGCCCGCGCCGUCGACGGCCUCGACCGCUCCACGGGCUCCAUGGGCGCCGCGGAGCGCCGCAUGGGCACCCUGCGCCGGAUGACGGAGGGGAAGGGGUGGUGGGGACGGAUGAUGCUCUAUGCGUGGAUCUUUGGACUGUGGUUGUUGGCUGUUUUGAUUGUGUUUUUGGGGCCGAAGUUGAGGUUUUAACUCAUUUAUUUGUUUAUUUUAGUAUUUUUGGUAUCUUUAGCGGUGGCUUAGCUUUUUGACACAUAUUUUUUUCUAUUGGUAUUAUUGAUGAG